Molecule: messenger RNA, 962 nt
Organism: Ceratosolen solmsi marchali
Lineage: Eukaryota; Metazoa; Arthropoda; Insecta; Hymenoptera; Agaonidae
Product: putative glucose-6-phosphate 1-epimerase
Exons: 6
Coding region: 57-893 (278 amino acids)
Biological process (GO): carbohydrate metabolic process
Cellular component (GO): cytoplasm
Molecular function (GO): glucose-6-phosphate 1-epimerase activity; carbohydrate binding
Source: RefSeq, a predicted model, not a curated record
GCGGCUCCGGCUAGUCCUAGUUCCGCGAUUGCAGCGGCGGCAUUCGCGCUUCAAACAUGGCAGCGGCUACCAGCGUUGUCGUGCUCGACCGGGGCAACAACACCACCUGCACGAUCAAUCUUCACGGUGCGACCGUCGUGUCUUGGCGGGUCAACAAUCAGGAGCAGCUGUUUGUCAGCAAGCAGGCGAUUUUCGAUGGAAAGAAAGCAAUUAGGGGAGGAAUUCCAUUUGUCUUUCCGCAAUUCGGUGCUUGGACUUUCGGGCCCGGCCACGGCUUCGCCAGCAUAAUCCGCUGGACCGUGGAGAAGUCGCCGGAACGGCUGCCCAGUGGUGAUGUCGAGGCCAUCUUCUUCCUCAUGGACAACGAAUUUACGCGCUCGAUGUGGAACUACCCGUUCAGGUUGACCUACAGGUUAAUCCUCAGGGAAAAGGAGCUGCACUUCAACAUCGGCGUCUAUAAUCCCAACAAGGAUCACACGUUCAGCUUCAACCUCCUGCUGCACACGUACUUCAAGGUGCCGGACGUGAGGAGGUGCCAGAUCACCGGACUCCACGGAUGCACCUUCAUCGACAAGACGCGAGACAAUCAGAUCUUCCAGGAGGGCCGAGACGUGGUGACGGUGUGCGAGUGGACGGACCGCAUCUACCAAAACACUCAGCCGGAGCACAUAAUAACGAACGUGGUAUCAGGCAGGAAGAUGCGCGUCCAGAAAUACAAUUUCCCGGACACCGUCGUCUGGAAUCCGUGGCUAGAGAAGGCCCGCGACAUACCGGACUUCGGUGACGACGAGUUCCCGAACAUGAUCUGCGUGGAGAGCGGCCACGUCAGCAGUCCCGUGCUCCUGCUGCCGGGCACGGCUUUCGAGGCCAGUCAAAUUCUCCAGGUAAUGUGAGUGGAGGGUGGAGGAGGACCGUCGCAGAGCAGUGCGGCGUCAGGGAGGCCUGGAUGCGCUGUUGCCGAG